Messenger RNA from Colletotrichum paranaense, 1020 nucleotides. RefSeq names its product daunorubicin C-13 ketoreductase. Bases 1 to 1020 code for a protein of 339 amino acids. The record is from RefSeq and is a predicted model, not a curated record. NCBI's taxonomy places the organism in Eukaryota, Fungi, Ascomycota, Sordariomycetes, Glomerellales, Glomerellaceae. The transcript has 4 exons.
AUGUCUGGAAAGUGGGACCCCCUCACUGAUAUGCCCAACCUCGAAGGUAAAGUGAUUGUUGUUACCGGUGGGAAUGCAGGCAUUGGCUUGUCAACCGUCAAGUACCUCGCCCUUCGAGGUGCCAAGGUUUACUUCACAGCAAGAUCGAAGGCCAAAGCCGACGAGACUCGCACAGUACUGACGGCCGAAAAUCCUGCGAUAAAUACCGCCAACCUCCACUGGCUCCCCUUGGACUUGGCAGACCUCAAGUCGGUCGCCUCCGCUGUUGAAGAGCUGAAGAGCAAGGAGACCAGGGUGGACAUUCUUAUAAACAAUGCCGGUCUAGCCUCCGGCACAACGGAGACGAUGGGUCCUGGGUGGGAAUGGCACAUGGGGGUCAACCACGUCGGGCACUUUGUUCUCACCAACGGCGUACUGCCGCUUCUCAAGGAAGCCACAAAGCAACCCGGGGCCGACGUCCGUAUCAUCACUCUCAGCUCCAACGUCAACUAUGCCAUGCUGCCAUCAAACUACGGCUUCACCUUUGAUUCCGCUUCUUUCUUGACGAAGCCUGUGCCUUAUUACCCGUGGCAAUGGCGCUAUAUCAUUAGCCGUAUUUUUGUGGUCGACAUGAUUCGCUACGCUGUCUCUAAGGUCGCCAAUCUCCUUUUCGCCCAAGAGCUGCAGCGAAUUCUGGAUGAGCAAAGUCUCCCGAUCCUGUCCAUCUCAGUGCACCCCGGUGGCGUGGCCAGCCCCGGUAGCAAGGACAUUGGAAACUCCCUCUUCUCCCUUGUUAGAUCGGCCGCCUUCCUCACCGUCGACCAAGGCGCCAUCACAUCCGUCUUUGCGGCCACUGCCGCCGAGGUUCGCGAGAACGCAGACAAGUACAAGGGUAGGUACCUAGAGCCGUUCGGGAAGAUCGUGACACCGAAUCCGGUCGCCAAGAACGAGAAGCAGGUGAGGGGUAUGUGGGAGCACACCACAGUCGAGGCGAACAAGUACCUGGCGACGCUCGGCCUCGCACCCCUUCAAGAAUGGUAG